AUGCAUUACGAAUAUUACCUUGGGGGAGUCGUUGAUAAAUCUUUUAUACCAAUUUAUCUCUUUCUUUCUGGUGCUGGUACCGGAAAAUUCCAAAGACCUGAAACUAAAGAAAGAAUUAGUAACGCAUGGGUAUUCAAUAUCAGCUUCGAAAACGGUAAUAGCUUAAGGUAUGGUGUGGAAAAAGAAGCAUAUAGUGCAAUUAGAACUAGAAUUCUUAAACAACUUCUUAUGGAAAAACAUCUGGAAUUGAUAAUUGCAGAAUAUGAAGCACCAUUACCAUGGCAAAUGUUCGAGUUAUUAGCCAAGUACGAAGAGAUUGAAAUGAAAGACGCUACGAUUUUUUUAAUUGUCGAUGGAUUACAUUCGAUUAAUGAUUGGAAUGAUCAAUCAUCUGAUUUUUUCCGGACUCUGACUAAUAUACACGACCUUGCUUUGAGUGGUGCUUUCUGGAUGAUUGUGGAGGGGAGGGCUCUCGAAGCUUUACAAGAGAUCCUGGAAAAACGCGAUAUUAAAAAAGUUAAUGUAAAUGAUUUAAUGAACGAUUUACGUAAAAGACUUCGUGACAGGUACAGUGAGGCGUUUCAAUUUUCACCAAGUGACUGUAGAGCUAUAGGUCGGGCGAUGUUAACUCGAGUACUCUUGGAAUCUGAUAAAUUUAUCCCUGGUACGAGUAAGUACCCUGGAGAAGUUGCUUGGCCAGGGUUGAUUAGCUACAAACGAAUAGGUGAAACUCAAUCUGGAUACCUGAUUGCUCCUUACAUCUGGAUUUGUAUACUAACGCAAUCUUCCGAUGUCAAAUUAAAUCCAAAAAGACCACCAGGUGCUCAAUUUUGGCAACACUUUGAGCAUUUUGUUGCAUCUUACCGGACAUUGAAAUCUAGAAUGGUGAAUGACAAUGAGGUAACAACAAUUGCAAAAAUUCACACUGGAGCAAGAUUGAAUAGUGAUGAUUUUCAAUUUAUAAAUCAUCAUCUUGAAUUGGAAAUUGCAAAUCACCAGGAGGACACAAAUUCGGCAAAUUAUACUGGAAAUAAAAAAGAAAUUAAAUGUGAUAAUGGUAUUUUUGAUGUUCGUAAAGGUAAACAUUGUAUAAUCAACGGAGUCUCAGCACCGUAUGAUGACGCAUUCCUUGGAUUAGAUUUGAAUUCGAACAUUCCAAACCCAAACGAAGUGCAUCAAUAUAAAAAUCUUCCAAAAAACACCGGAUAUGUAGAUAAAUCCAAUUGGGUUGAAUAUUUCGGGCCCUAUGCUGGCAGAGCGUUAACGUAUGCUCAUGUAGGCUCUUUGGAUAUAAAUAACGCAGAUAAAAGGGAUCUCGAGCUAGUGGAAGGAGCUGGUUCAGAACGAGCAGAUAUCAUUUUCAACAAAAGAAAAUUUAUAGAUAUUGAUGAUGCAUAUAAUAAUU
Messenger RNA from Funneliformis mosseae, 1405 nucleotides. The record is from the annotation of a GenBank genome assembly. Lineage: Eukaryota; Fungi; Glomeromycota; Glomeromycetes; Glomerales; Glomeraceae.